AUGCCGUUAUUUUUCGUCGUGAUUUUCUCAAGCCUUUUGGCUUUGGCUUACGGUAGCGUGGCUCCAGUCGCCUACACUGCACCAGUUGUAGUAGCAAAACUUGAAGAGUUGGACUCCUUUCCACAGUACCGAUUUGGAUACAAUGUAGCCGAUUCUCUCACCGGUGACUACAAGAGCCAGCAAGAACAACGAGACGGUGAUUUAGUUCAGGGAUCUUACUCUGUCGUUGAACCCGACGGCACCCGUCGAGUAGUAGAAUACGCUGCGGAUUCAGUCAAUGGAUUCAACGCCGUGGUCCGCAAGGAACCUUUGGUUGCUGCGGCACCAGCUGUUGUAGCUGAGCCUGCAGUGGUUCCCGCCCGCAUAUCCGCCGCUCCUGCUGUAGCCGUAGCAGAACCUGUAGUAGCUGCUAAGAUUGCUGCUCCCGUCGUCGCUCCAGUUGCCCGUUAUGCCGUCGCGCCCGCAGUUGCCCCUGCAACGUUCUACAGCAAUGCUGCCGUAGCUGCGGCUAGAUAUUCCGCUGCCCCAGUAGCUGCACCUGUUGUGGCUAGAUACGCCGCUGCUCCAGUUGCCGCCGCUCCAGUUGCCGCCGCCCCNGCACCUGUUGUGGCUAGAUACGCCGCUGCUCCAGUUGCCGCCGCUCCAGUUGCCGCCGCCCCAGUUGCCGCUCCAGUGUUUGCGAGAUACGCCGCUUCUCCUUACGCUGCUUAUACCGCCCCAGUAGCCGCUGCCCCCGUAGCCGCCCCUGUUUAUUCCGCCCGAUAUGCCGCCCCAGUCGCUGCUGCAUACAGCUACCCCGCUGCAUACACUACAGCGUUUGCCGCUCCUGCCCAAUAUGCCGUGCCCGCCUACUCAGCAGUUGCCGCCCCAGCUCGCCUCGCUGUUGCCCCAGCGACGGCAGUAGCUGCUGCUCCCGCGAAGAUCGUUGAAUCCUCCGCUGCUGGCUACCGAUACCCUUAA
This is a messenger RNA of Zerene cesonia (dogface butterfly), 960 nucleotides long. RefSeq names its product cuticle protein-like (gene CPR68). Lineage: Eukaryota; Metazoa; Arthropoda; Insecta; Lepidoptera; Pieridae. The transcript has 3 exons. Bases 1 to 960 code for a protein of 319 amino acids. The record is from RefSeq and is a predicted model, not a curated record. Gene Ontology annotation, cellular component: extracellular matrix.